GAGAUCGAUGGCGCCAUCCAAGUACUGCCACCUUGCCUUGUUCCUCGUCAUUGCCCUGAUCGCCGCCACGCCGCAGCCUUCGGCGGCCAUCAGGGCCAAGCCCCCUACUUCCCCCACCACCACAGCUGCGCAGCCGUCGAAAUGGCACAGCUUCUUGGCACAUCUGUCCUGCUGGCCGUUUGUAUCACCGAUAUUCGGUCCGCCAUCGCCACCAGUCCCAAUGGCACCGCAGCCGAAAGAGUGUCUACCAUCGAUGAUGGGGCUGAUGCCAUGCAAAGACUUCAUCACCAACAACACCGCCCCGGUUCCUCCAUACCCAGGCAAGUGCUGUGACGGCUUCAAGUCACUCUUGGAGAACGCGCCCAUCUGCCUUUGCCACCUCGACACCGGCGACUUCGACAAGCUCUUCGGUCUCAUUGACGGAGAAAACUUCUUUGGUCUCCUGAGUAUCUGCCAAACUGACGGUCCGGGCGAAUAUGGAACCUGCGAUGGUCCUGUGCCACCCAUGAGGGUCACACCUACCCCUGAAGCUGCUCCACGAUUGGGCUGACGAUCAGAGCCUUCGUCGUCAUAGUGGCACUGAGAAAUCCAGAAACAAGAUGAAGCUAUAUGGUUCCAUACGUCGAUCGGUCAAGAUCCAUUAGUAGUAUUCGUAGAAGAUAUAGUGCAAGUUUGUUGAUUAGGGAGCGAGAAUUCUAUGUACUCCGUAGCUUCAUUGGAGACAAUGUCAUAGUCGUUCUGAAAAUUUGUAUUAGUUACCAUCGUCCAUCAUAAAUGUUAUCUUAAUGCAACCAUCAAAUGUGCAACUAGUU
Lolium perenne is the source of this 812-nucleotide messenger RNA. Its product is annotated as non-specific lipid transfer protein GPI-anchored 2-like. The record is from RefSeq and is a predicted model, not a curated record. Lineage: Eukaryota; Viridiplantae; Streptophyta; Magnoliopsida; Poales; Poaceae.